AUGAAUUGGCUGUUUCGAGUUCUAGCUCUGUUUGUUCUCAUUAUUACUAUUCUUCUCUACUACUGGAUUUUGAAGGUAGCGCUUCUUAUUUUUUCAAAAUAUAACAAGACAUUUCAGAACAAAACGAUCAGAACCGAAUCGAUGAUAUUCAAAGACGUCGACAACUUGCCCGAGUUGACAUUCUCAAAGCUGGCUGACUUGGAAAGCAGAAUGGCGGCAGAAUUGGAGGCGAUUCCAAUUGAAAAAUUUGAUGAAACUCGGAGAGAGAAUAUUGAGAAAUUCAGAAAUUCCAUCCUUCAAAACUCGACAGUUGCCAGCCACGAUCAUUCGACCAUAAACGUGAUUGCAUUAAUGUGCAUGAUAAUGUCAGUCGCAAGGGUUUUCGUUCAGAAAGUUUUACAUUAUUUCAGCGUUGCAACGGUAAUCAUUCUCUGCAUCAUUCGCAUCUUCCUCAAACGGAAGAACUUGGACUCUGAUUCAGAUCGCAUCCCAUUUGCAAACAUGUUACAUUAUUAGCCUGACUCCAUUCACUUUGUUUCAAAUAUUCAUUUUCAUCAAUUCAUCCAUGUAUAUGCACGUAGAUUGUCUGUGAGAGGGGAUGUACACCUUCACAUAACAAUAUUGCAUACAUUGACUGUUUUGUACAUAUGUCCGUCUCGUUCGCAUUACUCAAGAUAAGACAGUGCAUUGGCUCGUUCUUUUCCAUCUCCGUUCUUAAUGAAUGUCCUACUUUUGAUUGUUCUUUUUUCUACCAUUCCUAUUGUGCUCUCCAGUUAUUCUCACCACACAUUCCCUUCUAAUUCCACGUACAUUUAUUUUCCAAAUAUCGAUAACCAAGAUUUCUGGCACUUGGUCUGUGUUAUUGCUCCUGUUCUCAUUGGAAUAACAUUGUAAGCCGUUUUUGUCAUAUAACAACUUGAAAACAUCAAAUUUUCAGAGUUAUUAUCGGAGUGCUUAUCUUCUUCUUCUGCAAAUGCUCUCCAAAAUCCACGGCCACUUCGGACGACUACGACAGCUACAGUUAUCUUCUGACAAGCCCGCGGAGCAGAAAACUUGCUGCUUUCGGUCUUGAUCCGUCUCGGAAACGCACUAUCAACCCAUCAGGAUCAAGUGAGAGAAUAGCUCAGAAACUGUCCUUAAUCCUUGAGAAUCAUCUGGAAAAUGUUCAAGUCGAGUAAUCUCAUGUUCCUUUUCUAACAGUAUUUUGGAAUGUUCACUUUUGUAUUUUCCAGUAAAUUGUUUCAAAUAUCGGCUGGCUCUUUGGGGCGCGCGCAGACAUUUCAGACGGACAGAAUCGUAAAAACGGACGAAAAACAAUAGAGAGUGCACGUCCUACGGAGAUGCAGUUCUCUAGACUGUAUGGUCCGUUCAGAGAUGUCUGCUGCGCACAGACAUUAAUAAUGGAACAGACGGUGCAGAAGUUGAAAAACAAUCGUGAUGACAGGGGAACACGUGCCUGUCUGGAGAAGGCGGAGUGCAGCUGGUUUGUUGCAAGCUGCCAGUUCAUUUGGUCAAGCUUACGCUCCAGUCCUCGCGUUUGGUGCAGUUCACUAUGAGUUCUUUCCAAGGAUCUAAGUGCAAGGAUCUACGAGUCAUGCCAGACAGCCUCAAGAUUUUGAUUGGAAUUUUUGUGUGAGUUCUAAUACUUUUCUAAAAUCUCUGCUCACUAGGCUUGGAACAGAUUUCACUAAAGCAAGUUACGUUUUCAGGCUGCUCGCCGUGCUCUACCUUCUGGUCAAGUGCUGGGUAACCUUGACGAAGGAGAAGCCGCCUCCAGUCGACAACGGAAAUGAAAUCGAAAUGGUCUAA
Messenger RNA from Caenorhabditis sp. 36 PRJEB53466, 1809 nucleotides. Lineage: Eukaryota; Metazoa; Nematoda; Chromadorea; Rhabditida; Rhabditidae. The record is from the annotation of a GenBank genome assembly.